AUGUCUUCCAACGAGGAGAAAAACUCCAUGGUCGAGGCCAAGGCCUCGAUUUCCUACUCAACUGAUCAAGCCGGUACCGGAGGAGAAGGCUCGCUCCUGGCCAUGACUCCCGAAGAAGAGAAGAAGCUGGUCUGGAAGAUUGACUUGCAUUUGAUGCCCCUCAUGUUCAUCCUUUAUCUCCUUCAAUACCUCGACAAGACAUCUCUUGGUUACACCGCGAUCAUGGGUAUAAUUACGGACACUAAACUCGUAGGAACACAAUACUCCUGGGUUUCUAGCUUCUUCUACGUGGGAUUUCUUGUAGCGAGCCCUCUGUCUUCGCUCCUGCUGGUCAGGUUCUCGGUGGCAAAAGUUGUGGUGUUAACGGUACUUAUCUGGGCGGGCAUACAAAUGGCCAUGGCCGCUGGCCAUGACUUUGGAAGUCUUGCGGCUUUGCGAAUUCUUUUGGGGGCUUUCGAAGCUGCAAUCAACCCUGGUUUCACAAUCAUCACGUCGAUGUGGUACAAGCCAUCCGAACAUGCUCUACGCCAUGGUCUGUGGUACGGAGGAGCCAGUGUAGCCUAUGUCUUCGGUGGUAUCCUUGCAUAUGCCAUGUCCCACAUCAAGAGUUCGAUCAAAAGCUGGCAGUUUCUGUUCCUUAUUUUCGGAGCUGCCACAUUCAUUUGGGGCCUGGUUAUCUGGUGGCUUUUGCCGAAUAACCCUCAAACCGCAUGGUUCCUGAAUGAGAGGGAAAGAAAGUUGGCUUUCGCCCGUGUGCAAGGUGCACGGCACUCGACCGAAACCAGAAAAUGGGACAACGAGCAGAUGAAGGAAGCAUUGGUAGACCCUCGAUCCUGGUUGUUCUUCCUGCUCUGUGUUUUCACCACUCUUCCCGGUGGUGGUCUGACCGCGUUCGGAAGUGUUGUCUUGAAAAGUUUUGGCUAUAGCACCUUGCAGGCACAGCUUCUCACCAUGUCGCAAGGCGGCUUCCUCUUGUUCUUUGUCAUCCUCACCGUGGUCGUGUCGAUCUCUUUCAAAAACGCGCGAUGCGUGUCAAUAGCUUUACUCAAUCUUAUUUCCCUGGCAGGUGCACUUAUGGUCAAGCUGCUUCCAGAGUCGGAAAAGUUGAGCCGCCUCGGAGGGCUGUGGCUGAUCAGCGCCUAUGCGAGUGCCUUCCCUACUAUCCUUAGUCUCGUGUCCAGCAACAUCACAGGGCAUACAAAAAAAGCGACAGUAAGCGGAUUGCUUUUCGUCGGCUUCUGCACAGGGUACAUCAUUGGCCCUCUUACCUUUCUGCCGCACGAAGCACCGGGCUACAAGACCGCAUUUAACAUCAUGAUUGCGUGCUUUGUUCUGAACAUCACCAUUGUUCUAGCCAUGAGACAGCUCAUGGCUUUCUGGAACAAGAAACGCGACCGAGAGUUUGGUACCGAGGCCCACUCGGCCGGGCUAGCUGUUGAGGAGGUUGUAAGCCAAGGCGUGGCCGACGAAACUGAUUGGAAGAACAAGCACAUCCGAUACUCUCUGUAG
Akanthomyces muscarius is the source of this 1509-nucleotide messenger RNA. RefSeq lists its product as uncharacterized. The coding region runs from base 1 to 1509 and encodes 502 amino acids. Gene Ontology annotation, biological process: allantoate transport; tripeptide transport; transmembrane transport. The record is from RefSeq and is a predicted model, not a curated record. The transcript is spliced from 7 exons. NCBI's taxonomy places the organism in Eukaryota, Fungi, Ascomycota, Sordariomycetes, Hypocreales, Cordycipitaceae. Gene Ontology annotation, cellular component: plasma membrane. Gene Ontology annotation, molecular function: dipeptide transmembrane transporter activity; allantoate transmembrane transporter activity.